GUCUCGGUCAUUAACACCGUGGACACGUCCCACGAGGACAUGAUCCACGAUGCACAGAUGGACUACUACGGCACCCGCCUGGCCACCUGCUCCUCCGACCGCUCCGUCAAGGUCUUCGACGUGCGCAACGGGGGACAGAUCCUCAUCGCCGACCUGCGCGGGCAUGAAGGUCCUGUGUGGCAGGUGGCCUGGGCUCAUCCUAUGUACGGGAAUAUCUUGGCUUCCUGCUCCUAUGACAGGAAGGUUAUUGUCUGGAAGGAAGAAAAUGGCACUUGGGAAAAGACCUACGAGUACACAGGACAUGACUCCUCAGUGAACUCUGUCUGCUGGGCCCCACACGACUAUGGCCUGAUCCUGGCCUGCGGGAGCUCCGACGGGGCCAUCUCCCUGCUGAGCUACACGGGCGAUGGGCAGUGGGAGGUCAAAAAGAUCAGCAAUGCACACACGAUUGGAUGCAAUGCAGUGAGCUGGGCUCCUGCUGUGGUGCCAGGGAGCCUUAUAGAACAACCCUCUGGGCAAAAACCAAACUACAUCAAAAGAUUUGCAUCUGGUGGCUGUGACAACCUGGUCAAGAUUUGGAAGGAGGAAGAUGGUCAGUGGAAAGAGGAGCAGAAGCUGGAGGCUCACAGUGACUGGGUGCGAGACGUGGCCUGGGCCCCAUCCAUAGGUUUGCCAACCAGCACCAUCGCCAGCUGCUCCCAGGAUGGCAGAGUGUUCAUCUGGACAUGUGACGAUGCCUCUGGGAACUCCUGGUCACCAAAGCUGCUGCACAAGUUCAACGAUGUCGUCUGGCACGUGAGCUGGUCCAUCACUGCUAACAUCCUGGCAGUGUCUGGAGGGGACAACAAAGUGACGCUGUGGAAGGAGUCUGUGGAUGGACUGUGGGCCUGCAUCAGCGACGUGAACAAGGGCCAGGGCGGAGUGUCUGCCGUGACAGAGGGGCAGCAGAAUGAGCAGUGACCCCUGAGGAGAGCUCCAGCUGCAGCUUGUCAUCUCUCUUCCUGAUCUGCAGUGUCUCUUGAGCCAAAUGAGAACUGAUUUUUAUCUAAACUGGACACGAACAUGGGAAACAAUUAAUCCGAUUUGAUGAGCACUCUAAAACCAUUACUGGGAGGCUACAAUGU
This is a messenger RNA of Acanthisitta chloris (rifleman), 1124 nucleotides long. It is a transcript of the gene SEC13, whose product is annotated as SEC13 homolog (S. cerevisiae). Gene Ontology annotation, cellular component: nuclear pore outer ring; COPII vesicle coat. NCBI's taxonomy places the organism in Eukaryota, Metazoa, Chordata, Aves, Passeriformes, Acanthisittidae. The transcript has 8 exons. The annotation marks the transcript as partial. Gene Ontology annotation, biological process: protein import into nucleus; positive regulation of TOR signaling; COPII-coated vesicle budding. Gene Ontology annotation, molecular function: protein binding; structural molecule activity. The record is from RefSeq and is a predicted model, not a curated record.